This is a messenger RNA of Siniperca chuatsi (mandarin fish), 4251 nucleotides long. It is a transcript of the gene vps26a, whose product is annotated as VPS26, retromer complex component A. The record is from RefSeq and is a predicted model, not a curated record. Bases 204 to 1274 code for a protein of 356 amino acids. Gene Ontology annotation, biological process: intracellular protein transport; retrograde transport, endosome to Golgi. Gene Ontology annotation, cellular component: endosome; retromer complex. NCBI's taxonomy places the organism in Eukaryota, Metazoa, Chordata, Actinopteri, Centrarchiformes, Sinipercidae. The transcript is spliced from 10 exons.
ACUUGAUACUACCUCCUGGUUCAGACAGACUGGCUACACGGAGCGAGGCUAGCUGUUAGCUUCAACUGUCUACACGGCCGAGAUGAUCACUGGGUUGAUUUGGGGCUUUCUACUAGGAGUGUCCUAUAUUAUAUAUGCAUCCAAUACAAUGAAUCAAAGCAUCCCACUCGUGUCCAGAGUGAUUGGUCUCUCCUGACAUCUUGAUGACUGGGCUGAUUCUUCCAGAUUUGCUGCUCCUGCAUGCCGAAACAUGUGUUUGUGCCAGCUCAGAGGGAAAUAAUGUGCAGCUGAGUUUCCUAGGAGGUUUGUUUGGGCCGGUAUGUGAAAUAGAUGUACUGCUGAACGAUGCAGAGAACAGAAAGAUGGCAGAGUUGAAGACAGAAGAUGGGAAAGUGGAGAAACACUACCUGUUCUACGAUGGAGAGUCUGUGUCUGGCAAGGUGAAUGUAAAUGUGAAACAGGGAGGAAAGCGACUGGAGCAUCAGGGCAUCCGCAUCGAGUUUGUUGGACAGAUAGAGCUGUUCUCUGAUAAGAGCAACACCCAUGAGUUUGUGGACUUGGUGAAAGAGUUGGCUCUACCUGGAGAACUCGCCCAGAACAGGAGCUACGACUUUGAGUUCAUGCAGGUGGAGAAGCCCUAUGAGUCCUAUACUGGAGCCAAUGUCAGACUGAGGUAUUUCCUCCGGGUGACAAUAGUUCGUCGUCUGUCUGACUUAGUGAAGGAAUACGAGCUGAUUGUCCACCAGUUAGCCACCUACCCAGACGUCAACAACUCGAUCAAGAUGGAGGUCGGCAUUGAAGACUGUCUGCACAUUGAGUUUGAAUACAACAAAUCCAAAUACCACCUUAAGGACGUGAUUGUUGGGAAGAUCUACUUCCUGUUGGUCAGGAUCAAGAUCCAACACAUGGAGCUACAGCUCAUCAAGAAGGAGAUAACAGGCAUAGGUCCCAGUACUACCACAGAGACAGAGACUGUUGCAAAGUAUGAGAUCAUGGAUGGAGCUCCAGUUAAAGGAGAAUCAAUCCCCAUCAGGCUGUUUUUGGCAGGAUAUGACUUGACAGCCACCAUGAGGGAUGUCAACAAGAAGUUCUCUGUACGCUACUUUCUUAAUCUGGUGCUGGUAGAUGAAGAGGACAGAAGAUACUUUAAACAACAGGAGAUCGUUUUGUGGAGAAAAGCUCCGGAGAAGCUGAGAAAAAGAAACUUCCAUCAGCGCUAUGAGUCGCCUGAGCCCCGAACCCAGCCAGUUAAUGCAGAACAGCCAGAGAUGUGAGGGCGAUGCUAUGAACUGAAAAUACACACAGACACACCCAACUCUUCACUGCUGAACAGCCAGGCUGAGGGCUACCCCACUAUCUCCCUGGACUGAGAAAUGUCUGUAUACAUGAAUACACAUAACAUACCUUCAGACAUCCCCCUCAUCACUUCGCAGCUUCAGAUGUGAGCUGUCCGACCACCAUCAAUCUCCCCCAGGACUGAAACACACUCGCAUACAGACGCACAAGCAUACAAUCCAAGUGAAUGGCUGAAUGCUAAAUGUCAAGGCAAGAGUGCAAAUCAAACUGACCCAAGAAAGGAACAGUGAGGCAGCCUAUUUGAUCUUGGCGUCUCAGACUGAAAACACACACACACACACACACACACACACACACACACACACACAACUGAAGCCAUACAGUCUCAGUUUGCUGAAUGCAAAAUAAAACAGAAGCAAAGAUGGAAAAGAGGAGAUGGCUACAAACGACCACCACACCAUUUAUCCCUUUCUUCUGCAACAGGAGCUUCUUUUGUUUGCAUAUUUGGACAGCGGUUAUCCUGGACUUUCUCUGGCAUCCUCACUCCCACACUCCCUACAAAAUGACGCUCUCUAGAGUCUAGCUAGUGAUUGAAAGUAUUCAAGGCAUGCAGGAUCGGCCUGAACGAAGGACGUGAGAGUCUAAGCUAUGAGUCAACACACGCUCUGUGUUUAUUCACAAUACCCGAGUUUAAGCUAUGAUGAUGCCACUGUGCUUUUCGUUCACCACCCAGCUGUUGUGCAAAGUAUGCAAAGUAUGAUUCAACAGUCCACAGACUGCUCUUUCCAUGCAAAUGUCAGCUUAAUUGGGAAAUUAAGAGUUUAGUGCAACAAAUGUUCAUCUUAACAUACCUUUAAUCCUAUAUUUCAUCUUCUAAUGUGGCUGUUUUGUAUAAAUGAAAACAUAUUCCACUCUUACAUGUUUCCAUUUCUAGUCCACAUCUCAUUUCAUACAUGCAAGAAUAUAUUUUUUUUUUCAAGAUGGACAUUAUCAUUUCAAUGUAAUUUCAUACAAUAAUUUAAUUAAAUAAAAAACUUUUAGAGCUGCAACCAAUGAUUAUUUUCAUUAUCAAUUAAUCUGCAGAUUCUCAAUUAAUUGAUUAAUCGUUUAGUCUGUAAAAUGUCAGAAAAAUCUGCUACAUCUACAUAUGUGUUGUUUUGUCUGACCAGCAGUCUAAAACCCUAAAAUAUUCAAUUUACAGUUACGUUAUAGAGAGUAACGCAGCAAAUGCUCAUUUUGGAGAAGGUAGAACCAGAGAAUGUUUGGAGUUUUUCCUUUAAAAAACGAAUCGAUCAUCAAUAUAGUUGCCAUUUAGUUUUCUACUUGAUUGACUAAUCAAUUAAUUGCAGCUCUAAAAGCAUCAUAUAGUCAAGGUCUCUGCUUGUUAAAGAUUCUUGAGCUCAAUACAACAUUUCAGUCUCUUGUUAAGAUGAAUAUUUGAUGCAGUUUUCACUGAUGUCAGGUUACUACAGGAUUGCCUCCAAAUUUAAAGAUUCACUCUGCUUUUCUAUAGUCAAGAUGUUUCUCUGGCACGAGGCAUUGUUUGAUCUUUAAAGUGCUGUUUAUUUAUGACUUCCAAAGUUAUUUUAAGGUUUGGUUCACCCGAACUACAAAAAAAGGAAAAAAAAAAAAGAUUCACAGCCCGAUAUGUGUACUAGCUAGAUCAACGGGGAGUUAAAUUUCAGUGCUUUGAGCACCACAAAUUAAAUUCCAUUGACCUCCAUUUUAUUGGGGUGGAAGAACUUUCAGAGAAAGAAAUCUCAAAACUUGGGCACAUUCAAUCUGUAAGGCUAAAUAGAAAAUAUGUUUACUUUUAAUUUGGGUGAACUGAACCUUUUAAGUUCCCGUAUCAGGGCUGGUGGCAGUUGACUCUCACUGCAGUCGAUGUAAGAAAUAGAUUUUCUUCAAUUUCCAAAAUUCAAAGCUUAAAAAAUGGCUGAAAGUUGAGGAAGUUUUCUGGCUACUUAAACCUGAAAAUACAUGUUUUGUCUUCACCACAAGUAGCAGUUUCCAUUUCCAUUUUAAAUGAUUCGAUAGAAAAAUCAAGUGAUGCUAGCCAUGAUCAGCAGACUGUAGGUUCACUGUUCUAGUCAGUUUCACUUUUUCUUUUGCAUAGGGUGAGGCGUUUUUUGAGUCUGUUGGUUCGGUAUAAGUAGAUUACUAAUGUUAAUAAAUGGCUCAUGUCUGCUAUUGUAAGCACUGGAAGGGAUGCAGUAUCAAUACACUGUCAAAUCCAACAAUGUUCCACUGUGAUGCUCAGACCGACAGGUUAGGUCCUGCUUUAAAGACACACAUACACACACAGUUGGGUGAUGUUACUGGUCUUGUGUGUAGGUUGAAUUUGCUCUUAAGCUCUGAUCUGUGGCCAGUUUUGCACUUUCCCCUCCGAUGCUUACCUUUGUUUAAAAGGGGCAUGGAAGUUGAAACUAAACAUCACUCAAGGACAACUUCACCUCAGAGAUCUCCUGCGUCUGUAAUGGAAAUGAUACUGUCAUUUAUAUGUCACCACUUGUUUUAAUUGGACUUAAUAAGUACAAUAUUGUGUUACUUUUUGGCUGUCAUGUUACAUGUUUCAUUUCAUUAAUGCACAUCUACAGUUCAGAUUUAUUUGUUCCUUCACACUAGUGUUGAUCUUGCAGUCUGGUUUUCUUUUGUUUGAGAACAGUGUAAUUUAUUUACAAGUAACUAUUUCUUUUGCUCUCCCUGUCAGACAUAGUUUCUGUCUUUCUGAACACUACAGGUAGGGAUUGUUUUGUGUACUUUAAAUACCUUCAAAGGUAAUGAAGAAACACUUAAAUGCCAAAACUCUCUGCCCCUGUGUUAUCUACUGCAUGUUAAUCUUUACACAAUGUCUUAUCAUGCCAUUGAUGUGUGUGAGUGUAUGAUAAUGUGUAUAUACACCAAACUCAAAUAUAUAGCUAAAAUGAAUCGUGAAUAAAGCAAAUUUAUACUGAA